Messenger RNA from Phytophthora sojae, 3300 nucleotides. RefSeq lists its product as hypothetical. Bases 1 to 3300 code for a protein of 1099 amino acids. The record is from RefSeq and is a predicted model, not a curated record. Lineage: Eukaryota; Oomycota; Peronosporomycetes; Peronosporales; Peronosporaceae. The transcript is spliced from 2 exons.
AUGGCGGCUUCGCCAGCGCAAGAGCCUCCGGACACAGGGCAGCUAGCCCUGGCCGGCUCCCCCCUGGGAGGGAUUGGCUCUGAGCGGGCACCAGCCACUUCCCAGCUACGUGUUCCCGACGUGUCGAAUGCAGACACCGCGCUCCAAGACGACGGCUCACGAUGCGACGACAGCGGACGGGUGGACUGCAGCGCAGCGAGUGCGAUGCAUGACCAACACCAGCGCGGUUCCAGUGCCGGUCAUCGCGGCCCGAGGCCUCUUGGUGGUGGGACCUGGCUGCAAAGAGUACGCGCAGAGCCAACUCCAGCAGGUGUCCCGUCCAAGGAGGCGGCCAUGGCGUCCAGGAUGAUGCAGGGCGUCUGGAAGACAGACGAGAUGAAGAUGCUGCUCACGACGCUGACGACGGAUUGGGCGGCAUACAUUGAUCGGGAGUGGCCAUCGGAGGUCCAAGCAAUGCGAGACUUGGCGCACGCUCCCGCUAACGCAUGCUGCGAUGAAAGUAUUCGAGCGUGGUCAGAGGCAGGAGAAGGGACUUUACUUGCUUAUACAAGCGGUAUGUUGGAACUUCCUCAUCCUCCAAACUUCAUCAAGGAGAUUCGGGUCAGCGAACAUCGUGCUCUGCUGAAAGACUUUCAUGAGGCACACAUGAAUUAUACGCUGAAGGCCAACCUCCCACCCUACGUUAACCUACCCAGGAACGCGCCGCAUGUAGCCAUCUUAGAAGAGCUACACAAGGCUAACGUAGACCCCGCGACUGGCAUUGGGCUUCCGGUGUUGCGCGGCCUCCUCAACGACGUGAAGCGAUUUAUUUACGACGGCAGCCACACGCUCAGCUUUGUGUUCUACUCCAAGCGUGCAGCUCAAAGCUGGGUGAAGAAAGCCUUACGCUUCCAGCGUGCCGUGAUUUCACUCCAUGACACGGUGCGCCGACCCCAGGAUGAAGGAACGGGUAGCUUUUCGCCGGCACAGCUGGAGUUGCAGUAUGCACUAUAUGUCCAUGGAGCUGGAGCGCUGGAUCUUGCCGCACUGGCACGAGCGAUGUCGCAGUUUGCAGGAGCUAAAGUCCUCGAUGUUGAAUAUCCACGGUCGCAGAAAACGGAUAUCUAUGACAACAGAUUCCACAAAGUCAUUUUUGCUCAAGCCCAGUGUCCUGACGCUCUGAUGGGGGUCACACGGGUUGACUUAAACGGAACGAUGAUAACUGUCCAUCACUUCCAAGCCAAUUUACGAUUUCCGUGCACGCGAUGCUUCAAUGCAAGACACAGUGCUAAAAUGUGCAAGGUCCCUGGUCGUCUACUCGCCAAGACGCAAGCUCGGUUUUCGCGAGUAUACAAGGGUGAGGUGACUAAGGUUACACUGGCAGGAGACUCGGCGUACCGGGUGAACUCAGUUACGGAACUCCUCGCUCUUUUCACGGCACAGCAAGACGAGUUGGCGCAAAAUGGCUCGGCUUUAUUGGAACGUACGGAGGUGGUGACAACGGCGAACGACACUAGUACUAUCGCGCCCAGUGCCUCCAGUCCAGCGUUGACUACACCAGCUGACGUGCGACUGGAUGCAGCUUCAUCGCUCACUGCUCGCGACGAUGGCUUCGCUGUAAAGAGGUCGAAGAAGGAUCAACGCGCAGUAAAGAAGACGGAGCAGACGUCUCACUCGACGCAGUCUGCGGCUAAGAACGCUAAGACCUCCAAAUCCAGCACAAAACAAAAGCCAAGUGCAAAGGCCAAAUCACGCACGAAGCAAGCUACCGGAUUUGCGGCUUUUCAACGUGCGGAGGCGCUCGGUCAAUAUGGUCCAUUAGCCGAUGAUGAUAGUGUUGAGGACGACAGUGUAGACGACGACAUUGAUAUAUCGGAUUCUGAAGUGCACCAUCAUGACGACGACGAGGCCCCAUACGCGUAUGCGGAUUCGACGGGGGAACGCCACGCUACCGAUAUGGAGGUAGAUACUAACUUUCCUGGCGUUUCACCGGAGCAUGCUGUGGUCGCUACUGCCCAUGAAGAACGUCAGCGCGAUGAUGAUCAAGAACGGGUUGUGGUAAGGAAAAAAGCUCGCAGAGACGUACCCACGGUUGCGGCUGCUGCUAAUCCAGAUGCCGCGUCGACGGAACUUGUGCAGCGGUCAAUGGCAGACUAUGUACACACCAGCCAAGCUAUCAUUGACAGUGAGGCCGAGAUUGUCACCGCGGCCUCGACGGAGAUCCUUCCGCCGAGCCCAGCCUCUGACGAGGAGUUCACCAUGGGAGCCCCGCAUGCGGGUACUGAGGUUGGAGAUAGUGAUCUACCAAUUCCUUUGCCGCUUUGGCUCAAGGAUUUUCAGGGAAACCCCGUGGAUGUGGCUGCCAACGGACAGUGCGCCAUCCUUGCGCUGCACGCUACGACAACAAAUUAUGAUGGACAAUUGUUGCCCAAAACGUCGAAGGUGACGAGAGGCGCCAACAAAUUGAAACGAUUUGUCUACACUAUCAUGUUUUCGAAUCUUCGCAAAGAUGUGGAGCUAGGUCUCGUCGACCCAGUGUCUGAGAUCCGACGGCUGUAUCCUAAUCGCCAGCACGGCGACGGUAUUGCCAGUGCCACCGCUAGUCUGUUCAACCACUAUAUCGAGGAGAGAGAUCGCUCUGUUUCGGGAACAGUGCCAUCAAGCUUUUGGGCGGGAACUCACGAGCUCCGUGCAAUGGCUCAGUAUAUGCGUGAGCCACUGUUUGUGCUGGAUGUGGACGAACAUGGGGAUGCACACGUACAGAUAUACAUGUACAAAACGUAUCGUACAUCAAGCGGAUCUGAUCACGAAUCCGGAUAUGGCAAGGUGCUUAACGAUAGAGCUGCGAAAGCAUACCUUGAGGAGUGUAGGAUGCUACACACGGUGCCAACAUUUCUCAUCCUCUAUCACGACAAGCACCAUUUCAAUGGCGUACAACAUGGCGAACUUCUCUUGCAGUGGACUGCGGAGGGAGAUCAGGACUAUGCAGACUCGCUAGACACCUCGUACGAGUGGCUGAUUCAACUCAACAAACCGCUGCCAGGAGAUGGAGAUGCACUUGAAGAGCUAGAUGUGCUGUCAAGGAAUGCAAAUGUGAACGCGAUGCUUCUUCGUAACAUGAACAUGCGAGAUAGAUUGGAUAUUGUGCUUGCCCGACUCGGGUUUCCCACGCUGUCGACAGCUGAACUAGAUGAGCGCGAGCUGGAAGCAACAAUGACAACUGAUGAAAUGAUUAUUCAUGAAGCCUACGGAGUGGAUGGAGGCGAAAACAUGGUCGAUUCAAGAUUUGGUCUCCUGGGGAUCUGCCGAAGUUUACUUUGA